This is a messenger RNA of Brassica napus (rape), 1445 nucleotides long. RefSeq names its product death-associated inhibitor of apoptosis 1-like. The transcript has a single exon. Bases 623 to 1231 code for a protein of 202 amino acids. NCBI's taxonomy places the organism in Eukaryota, Viridiplantae, Streptophyta, Magnoliopsida, Brassicales, Brassicaceae. The record is from RefSeq and is a predicted model, not a curated record.
UUUCAAAAUACUUGAUGUUUUGGGUGUAUAUACAGCACAACCUAAUCUCUUUCUUAAAAAGUAACAAUAAAAAUAUAAACCAAAAUUAAUUCAGCCAAUCCUUAAAUAUAAAUAUAAAACAUCAUUGGUCACACACUUUCAAUAAAACUAAGAUUAAUAUAAAAAUUCAAAACAUCAUCUAUUUUGAAACAGAGGGAGAAACUGAAUAGCUUUUUAAACCCUGAUAUACAUAAAUAAAUACUCCCUCUGUUAUUGAAAGUAGGAUUUUCUAGAUUUAUUUUUUGUUGUAAAAUGAUAGAUUUUUUAAAAAAUUUAAAGUAUUUUUAGUAGUUAAUGUUGAAAAGUUGUAUACUUUUAAGAAACAUUAAUUAAAAAUAUUUGAAUACUGUUGGUUUAUAUUUAUUAGAAAAUGUAUAAUAAAAUAAAUAAUUAAUUAAACUGUAAAAAAUUAAUUGUUUCUUUAAUACGCCUGAAUAUAAUAUUAUCCAAUCGUAAUAGGGAAGAAACUGAAUAAGCCUUUUAAACCCUGCUAUACACAAAUUCCAAACACAGUCUCUAUCUCCCUCUCUUUCUCUCUCGCUACUGGAUCUUUCAUUCAAGUGACUAGACUAACUGGCUCAAAAUGAGUGAACUCGGUCUUGGAACCCAUCAUGCCCCGCCUGCAUCACCAGAGACCACGACAUUUCUCGAUUUGCUCCGACAGAUGGACGUCCACGAUCACACCAGGAGAAAGAAACGGACUCUUAAGGAACGGCUAGGAUUUAAAAGAAUCGGCUGCUGUGGGCCCGCUUGGGGACUCCGGUUAACUAAUAACACUCGCGCUAGAGAAAGAGACGAACCGUUCGGAACCGGACUCGUUUCCGAGUUGGAUCAUGUAACGGGUCGAAUGAAUCUUGCAACUGCGUUAGCUGCGGAAAGGCAUUACCAAAGAGAACCAACGGCAGCAUCAUCUGGGAGUUCGACGCCGUUACCUGUGUCGUUAAUGAGGUUGCUCGAGGAAACGGCGGAGAGAGUCGUCGUCGAAGGGACGGAAACGGAGAGAGUAACGGCGUCGUCGACGGUUAAAGGUAGUGAUUCAGUGUGCUGCGUGUGCAUGGGAAGGAAGAAAGGCGCGGCGUUUAUCCCAUGUGGACACACUUUUUGCAGAGUGUGCUCUCGAGAGGUGUGGCUGAAUCGAGGAUCGUGUCCCCUCUGUAACCGUCCGAUCAUCGAGAUCCUCGACAUUUAUUGACGAUUUAAUCGUGCACGUGACUUCAGUGGUGGUGGUGCGUCUAGAGAUUCACGAGAGUGUUAAUUACGUUUUCUAUGUUUCCGUUAUUGGAAAUUGGAAUAAAUAUUAUUGAAGUUCAAAAGUAAAACUAUACUAGGAUAAGACCCGCGCCUUGCGCGAGAUUAAGUUAUUAUUUUUAUUAUAUUUUGGAGAAUGAAACAAUAGUUUGGCUUCA